GGUGGCGGUGCUGACAAAGAACCAGCUGAGUGAAGAGUCGGCCAGGACUAGUCCAUCACCUCACUAAGUUGUUCAAAGGCGGAACAGAAGGCUCCGACAUAUAAGCCAUCCUCACGGUCUCAACGGGAUGUUCAAAGCACUUCUACCUACUUUCUUCCAGCUGCAAUCCCCUAGUUUUCUAUCAGUUCAGCAUUAUCACCCAUGGCAGCAGUUGCUGGUUGGCACCGCGGCGAACUUGCCAUUCAGAAGAAGCUCGGCUUCGAUGGCCCCUCUAUCUAUGGCUGGAAGAUGAUCAGAGCAGAGAUGUCUGAACAACACCGCACCUUCCAUACCACACGCCUCCCGUUUAUUCCUGUCACAUCCCUCGAUGAACGAGGCCGUCCCUGGGGAUCCAUUCUUGCUGGUCCAGAGGGCAACCUUGGCUUCACAAGCAGCGCGUCCUUCACAUCUCUGGAUUUCCACGCAAGAUUCUGGGACGGAGACCCAUUCCUUGAAAACAUGCGGUCUCAUCAACAUGACGGCAGGAUGUUAAUCGCAGGCAUUGGCAUUGAAUUCUCGACGCGGCGGAGAAACAAGUUUGCUGGCUACGUUUACUCAGUCGAACGAGCAGGCGACGUUCAUGAAGUUCGUUCUGUAGUCAAUCAAGCCCUGGGUAACUGCCCUAAGUACAUCAACGUCAGGACGUUAGAUCCUUAUUUACAGGCUCGCCCUCGGGUCGUAUACCACAUGCCUGAUGUUUCAGCUCGUCUCCCUGACCACCUUAUCGACUUCGUUCAUGCCUCCGAUACUGUCUUCAUUGGAUCAUCGUACGAGGCCAAUGAGCAAGAACGCCAGAAAUACCCUUCUCACGUCGGCAUGAACCAUCGGGGUGGUCGCCCCGGUUUCGUGCGAGCGGACCGGACUGAUGGACGUACACUGGUGUUGCCCGAUUAUUCUGGCAAUCGUCUACUUUCAUCGCUCGGUAACAUUGAGGUCACAUCGCUCGCCUCACUCACCUUCGUCGAUUUUGCCAAUGGUGCUAUCCUAUACCUCACAGGCAAUGCGAAAAACUACGUUGGCCCUGACGCUCAGAAGAUUAUGCCACUCCAGAACGCACUCACGACCGUUGAGGUUACAGGUUACAUUUACGUCGAGGAUGCGUUGCCUGUUCGAGAACGGCCCGGCACAAAGGUGCAACGCAGCCCGUAUAGCCCUCCCAUUCGGCUUCUGUCUACAGAGAAAAAGAGUUCGAUGUUCAGCACCGACGAUGGAGCUCCGGAAGCCACACUUCGAAGCAUUGAAAUACACUCCCCAAAUCUAGCCACUUUCACCUUCGAUAGCAGCUUCCAGCUCGACAUCGUUCCGGGUCAAACCGCCAUCAUGGACUUUAAGUCGCUGGUAGGCUCUUUGCCGUACCAACACAUGGCAGAAGAGUCUCCCGAAGCAGUAAACGACGAUCGUAUACGCACGUGGACUAUUUCUCGCGCUUCAUCCUGGACGCACGCCAAUACCUUCGCUCUGACGAUGCGACACAAACUUGGUGGCGCAAUAACAGGCGCGUUAUUCAACAUCGCACACAAAAUUGCAGAAAUGAAGCCCGAGCUAUUGUCUGACUCGCGCCCUCUCGGCCUGCGUGUCCCGCUGGUUGGCAUUGCGGGCGAGUUCACGCUCGAGCCGUCGGAGGCGCACUUACCGGUGUAUACCAAGCCAGGCACCCGCGAAGGCACCCGCAAGCUCCUAUGGCUGGCUGGUGGAAUUGGCAUCACACCGUUCUUGGCCAUGCUCAAGGCUAUCGCCAACGGAUCUGCAACAUCAAAAUACGACAUUGUUCUUGCAGCUUCGACUCGGGAACCAGAGGUUAUUCUUAAGCUCAUCUCAGAGGCUAUGGUUGACUCCACAAACAAGUCAAACGCAGCAUCUGACUGUCCCAGAUCAAUGCUCUCCCUUCAUAUAUUCUCCAGUUCGCCUCUGCCGUCGCUAUCGCCUCCAUCCUUUUCGUCCCACCAGCAGACCGCGUUCAAAGUUAGCAUUGAACAGCACUCUGGACGUUUAUCGGGUACGGAAGAUGAAGCGAUGCUAAUUGAUUCAGCUGAGCGCGAGGUGUAUAUGUGUGGACCGCCUGAGUUCGAAGAUGGUACGUUGGGGGUCCUGAAGAGUGCUGGUGUGGAGUCAACUCGAGUACGCCGGGAAGGUUUCGCCUAUUGAUGGCAUGAUGAACUGUUGCAUGAAAAGUCCAUACCCUGUAUCCUAUCUAGAUUGUUAACAUAAGUAAUAAG
Coniophora puteana RWD-64-598 SS2 is the source of this 2255-nucleotide messenger RNA. RefSeq lists its product as uncharacterized. Bases 202 to 2184 code for a protein of 660 amino acids. Lineage: Eukaryota; Fungi; Basidiomycota; Agaricomycetes; Boletales; Coniophoraceae. The record is from RefSeq and is a predicted model, not a curated record. The transcript has 4 exons.